UGUUCAUAUUCCACGUCUUCUCCUCUCGUUUUUUUUCCCUUAAAUAACUCACCCAUAUGUUCUACUCUCCCAACAGUCCAUAUAAUCUGAACCAUCCUUGAUUAAUAAAGGCAUAAAGCUUGUUCUUGUUUUUAUUUAUUUGGAGGGUUUUUAUUACAACAAUUAAAAUAAAAUUAAAGGAAGAAGACUUUAUCAAAAUUAGGAAAGAACACAGAAAAUUCAAAGCCUACAGUUUUCUCAUUUCUGCUUCUUCUCUUCUGCUUCCUCCAUCCUGCAGCCGUCUUUUAACUAGAAUAUUAUCCUUUAUAUAUAUCCGUCGUCUUCUUCGUAUAAAUAUUAUACGAACUCGAGGUGUUAAUUUGUCACUUUGUCGAUCGUAUUAAUUUCAAAGAAUAGGAAGAUGGGGUGCUGCGGAUCCAAAGAAGAAGUCACCAAUCCUAUUGUUAGUACUGCUCGAGAGUUUAGUAACUUACCACCAGAAAAGGCGGGAAUGGUACGUAACAAUGUUGUUGGUGGUGGUGGAGUAGGAGGAGGAGGAAGAGCAAGAGUACAUGGGCCACCGCCACCGGUGGUAGGACGAAUUAUAAAACCGGACUUAAAAGUAUACACAUUUUCGGAAUUAAAAAGCGCGACUCGGAAUUUUAGACCGGAUUCAGUGUUAGGGGAAGGAGGGUUCGGGAGGGUGUACAAAGGAUGGAUCGAUAAAACAACAUUGGCACCUUCUAAAGUUGGUGUUGGUAUCCCUGUUGCUGUCAAGAAAUGCAGUGCUGAUAGUGCCCAAGGCCUCAAAGAAUGGAAAACAGAGGUGAACUUCUUGGGGAAGUUUUCUCACCCAAACCUAGUCAAAUUAAUUGGUUAUUGCUGGGAAGAAAAGGAGCUUCUUCUUGUAUAUGAGCACUUAAAUAAAGGAAGUCUAGAAAACCAUCUUUUCCGAAAAAAUGUAGAUCCACCUUCAUGGAGUACAAGGAUUAGCAUAGCAAUGGACGCAGCUCGAGGCCUUGAUUUCUUGCAUACAUCAGAAAACACCGUUAUUUAUCGCGAUUUCAAGGCUGCAAAUAUUUUGUUAGAUGAGAAUUUUGGAGCAAAGCUUUCAGACUUUGGGCUUGCAAGAAUGGGCCCACCAGUUGAUAGAUCUCAUGUCACCACACAAGCUGUGGGCACCUAUGGCUAUGCCGCUCCUGAAUAUAUUAAUACUGGUCACUUAUACGUAAGGAGUGACGUAUACGGCUUCGGCGUUGUGAUGCUAGAGUUGUUAACGGGCUUUAAGGCCUAUGACUUAAGUAGGCCCACUGGUCAGACAAGCUUGGUUGAUUGGUACAGGCCCAUGCUUAGUGAGAAGUCCAAAGUAAAAAAGAUAAUUGACCCGAGAAUGGAUGAGUACCCACCCGAAGGUAUAAACAAGUUUGCCCAACUCAUAUUAAGAUGUCUCCAAAAUGACCCGAAAAACAGGCCCCCAAUGUCAGAGGUUCUUAUAAUCUUGGAAAGGAUUAGUACCAUUAGAAUGAACCCAAAGAGCUCAAAGCCCAGCUCUUCAAAGACUAGAAGGCCUCAUAGUUAUCAUCCUUCUCCGACGCAUCGUCUAGGUGGAGGUUCCAGCCCAAGGCCCAGAGCCCAUACCCUAGGUCUGUAAAUGUAUGUUUGUAAUGCUACUAAAUUUUGUUUCCGAAAUAUGCUGCUAAAGCUUCUCAUUAUAUAUACUUUAGUUUUGAACAUGAUUCUCACAAUAUUCUUCAUGUAGGAUUGUAGUGAUAUCACAUUUUUUGGCCUGAAUGGUAAAAUAUUAAAAAUGGUGUUGACAUCUAGAAAGAAAAA
This is a messenger RNA of Spinacia oleracea (spinach), 1812 nucleotides long. RefSeq names its product probable serine/threonine-protein kinase CST. Bases 401 to 1630 code for a protein of 409 amino acids. The record is from RefSeq and is a predicted model, not a curated record. Lineage: Eukaryota; Viridiplantae; Streptophyta; Magnoliopsida; Caryophyllales; Amaranthaceae. Gene Ontology annotation, biological process: protein phosphorylation. Gene Ontology annotation, molecular function: ATP binding; protein kinase activity. The transcript is spliced from 6 exons.